AUGGCACCAUUUUCUGGAGCAUCAGAGACCGCUGCUUUAGGAUCAGGAACCAUUUUACCCUCAUCUGGAGCAUCAGGGACCACUGGACCAUCACCUGGAAGAUCAGCAGUAACUGGAUCACAUGUUAUUUUUUGGGAGACAGAUGCGGUAUUAUCUGGAGCAAAAGGAACUGCAGUUAUAGGUUCAGGAACCAGUUUACCAUCAGUUGAGGGAUCAGGGACCACUAGAUCACUACCUGGAGGAUCAGGGACAAGUGGACUGACUGGUUUAAGUUCACAGAUAACUCAGCAAUUAUCUGGAACAACAGGGAGUAAUGUUAUAAGAUCAGGAACUAGUUUACCCUCAUCUGGAGCAUCAGGGAACCCUGCAAUAUCACCUGGAAGAUCAGCAGCAACUGGACCACCUGUUGUAGGUUCAGAGACAUUUGGACCAGUAUCUGGAGCAAUAGGCACCACUCUUAUAGGAUCUGGAGACAGUUUAACAUCAUUUGAAAGAACAGCCUCUACUAGAUCAAUUCCUGGAGGAUCAGGGAGAACUGGACUAUCAGUUGUAGGUUCAGAGACAACUGUGUCUCUAUUUGAAGCAACAGGGACCACUGUUAUUGCAUCAAGAGCCAGCUUGCCAUCAGCUGAAAGAUCUGCCACCAGUAGUUCAAUACAUGCAGGGUCAGGGACAAGCGGACCAUAUAUUGUAGGUUCAGACACAAGUGCACCAUUAUCUAGAGCAACAGGGACCACUGCUAUAGGAUCAGGAACUGGUUUACCAUCAGUUGAAGGGUCAGAGACCACUAGAUCAGUACCUGGAGGGUCAAGGACAAGUGGACCACGUGGUGUAAGUUCAAAGACAAUUGCAUCUUUAUCUGGAGCAACAGAGACUAAUGUUAUAGAAUCAGGAACUAGUUUACCCUCAUCUGGAGCAUCAGGGACCCCUAGAUCAUUGCCUGGAGAAUCAGCAGCACCUGAACCACCUGGCGUAGGUUCAGAGACAACUGCACCAUUAUCUGUAGGAAAAAAGACUACUAUUUAUGGAUUAGAGACCAUUUUACCCUCGUCAGUAACAUCGGCGAACCCUGGAUCAUUAUCUGGUGGAUCACCAACCCCUGGAUCACCUGGUUCAAGUUCAGAGACAACUGCACCAUCAUCUGGAGCAAGAGCAACCACUGUUAUAGGAUUAGUAACAAGUUUACCAUUAGUUGAAGGAUCAGCGACCACUAGAUCAAUAUUUGGAGGAUCAGAGACAAGUGGACCAUCUGUUGUAGGUUCAGAGAUAACUGCACCAUUAUCUGGAGCUACAGGGACAACUGUUAUUGUGUCAAGAACCAGUUUGUCAUCAGUUGAAGCAUCAGCCACCACUAGUUCAACACCUGGAGAAUCAGGGACAAGUCAACCAUAUGUUGUAGGUUCAGAGACAAGUGCACCAUUAUCUGCAACAACAGGUACCACUGUUAUAGGAUCAGGAACCAGUGUACCCUCAUCUGGAGCAUCAGGGACUCCUGGAUCAUUGCCUGUAGGAUCAGCACCAACUGGGCCACCUGGUGUAAGUUCAGAGACAACUGCACCAUUAUCUGGAGCAAAAAGGACCACGGUUAUAGGAAGAGGAACUAGUUUACCAUCAGUUGAAGGAUCAGUCACCACGAGAUCAAUACCUGGAGGAUCAGGAACAGCUGGGUCAUCUUUUGUAGGUUCAGAGACAGCUACACCAUUAUCUGGGGAAAUAGGGACGACUGUUAUGGGAUCAGGGACAAGUUUACAAUCAGUUGUAGGAUCAGGGAUAACUGGAUCCACAGUUGUACUGUUAGGAACAACUAGAACCUCUAUUGUAAGUUCAGGGACAAGUGAAUCAUUAUCUGGACCCUCAGAGACAACUGGAACAUCAAUUGAAAGAUCAGGAACAACUAGUUCAGUAUCUGGAGUGACAGGAACCAAUAGAAUCUCUGUUGUAAAUUCAGGUAUAACUACACUAUCAUCUAGAGCAACACUGACCCCUGAAUCAUCGCCUGGAGGAUCUGUAUCAACUGAAUCACCUGAUGUAGGUUUAGGGACAACUGGAUCAUUAGCUGAAGCAUCAUCGACAACUGAAACAUCAGCUGAAGAAUCAGGCAAAACUGGAACUUUUUUUGCAGGUACCAGGACAACUGGAUUAUCAGCUGGAAGUUCAGGGACAACUGGGCCACCAUCUGGAGAAAGAGAGACCACUGUUAUUGAAUCAAGAGCAAGGGGAUCAUCAGCUGAAGCAUCACGGACAACUGGAUCGGCAGGUGGACUAACAAUAACCACUAGAACAGUUGGUAUAGGUUCAGGGGCAAGUGCACUAUCAUCUGGAGUGACAAGGACAACAAUAACAUCCAGUGUAGGUUUAGGGACAACUGGAUCAUCAUCUGGAGAAACAGGGACCACUGUUGUUGAAUCAGGAACAAGUGGACCCUCAGGUGAAGGAUCAGGGACAACUGCAUCACCAGAUAGAUUGACAAGAACAACUAAAAUCUCUGUUGUAAGUUUAGGGACUACUGGACCAUCAACUGGAGUGCUGUGGAAAACACGAACAUCUAUUGUAGGUUCAGGAACAACAGGACCAGCAGUUGAAGUAUCAGGGACAGCUGGACCAUCAUCUGGAGGAUCAAGGACAACUAGAACAUCAAUUAAAGGAUUUGGAACAACUGGUUCAUUAGCUGGAGUUACAGGAACAACUAUAAUCUAUGCUGAAAUUUCAGGGACAGCUGAACCAUUAUCUGGGGUGACUAGGACUCCUGUAUUAUCACCAGGAGGAUCAGCAUCAACUGGAACAAGUGUUGUAGGGUCAGGGACAACGGGAUCAUCAGGUGGAGAUUUAUGGAGAACUGGACCAUCAACUGGGAAAACAGGAACCACUGGAUCAUCACCUGGAGAAUCAGUGUCAGGUGGUAUUUCUGCUGUAGGUUCAGGGACAACUGUACCAUCACCUGGAGUCACAAGGACAGCGGGAGUUUCAGAGACCACUCGAUCAUCUGUUAUAGGAUCUGAGACAACCAGACCUGCAGUUGAAGGAUCAGGGACAACUGGAUCAACAGCUGGACUGACUAUAACCACUAGGACAUCUGUUGUAGUUUCAGGGACAACUGGACCAUCAUCUGAAGUGACAAGGACAACAAUAACAUCUGGUGUAGUUUCAGGGACAAUAGGACCACCAUCUGGAGAAACAGAGACCACUGUUAUAGGAUCAGGAGCAAGUGGAUCAUCAGCUGAAGGAUCACAGACAAGUGGAUCAACACCUGGAAUGACAAGAACCACUGGAACAUCUAUUGUAGGUUCAGAGCCAACUGCACCAUUAUCUGGAGCAUCAGGGACAACUGGAUCAUCACUUGGCCUGACUGCCACAACUAGCUUCUCUGUCGUAGGCUCAGGGACAAUGGAAGCAUCAACUAGAGAAUCAUGGACAACAAGCCCAGGAGAUGUAACUUCAUCAACCAUUGUAUUGUCAGCUGGUGCUUCAGGAACAACUAGACCUGGAGUAACAAGGACAAGUAGACCAUCUGUUGUAGGUUCAGAGACAGCUAGUCCGUCAUCUGGAGAAACAGGGGUAACUAUUAUAGGAUCAGGGUCAAGUGGAUCAUCAGCUGAAGGAUCAGAGACAACUGGAUCAACAGCUGGACUGACUAUAACCACUAGGACAUCUGUUGUAGGUUCAGGGACAACUGGACCAUCAUCUGGAGUGACAGGGACAAAAAUAAUAUCUGGUGUAGGUUCAGGGACAACUGGGCCACCAUCUGGAGAAAGAGGGACUACUGUUAUUGAAUCAAGAGCAAGGGGAUCAUCAGCUGAAGCAUCACGGACAACUGGAUCAGCAGGUGGACUAACAAUAACCACUAGAACAUCUGGUAUAGGUUCAGGGGCAAGUGCACUAUCAUCUGGAGUGACAAGGACAACAAUAACAUCCAGUGUAGGUUUAGGGACAACUGGAUCAUCAUCUGGAGAAACAGGGACCACUGUUGUUGAAUCAGGAACAAGUGGACCCUCAGGUGAAGGAUCAGGGACAACUGCAUCACCAGAUGGAUUGACAAGAACAACUAAAAUCUCUGUUGUAAGUUUAGGGACUACUGGACCAUCAACUGGAGUGCUGUGGAAAACACGAACAUCUAUUGUAGGUUCAGGGAUAACUGGAUCAUCAACUGGAGUAUUAGAGACAAUUGAUACAUCAGCUGAAGGAUCGAAGACAACUAGACCAUCAACUGGAAGAUCAUGGACAACUGGGACACCAGUUGAAGGAUCUGGAACAACUGGAUCAUCAACUUUUACAACCACAGGGGCCAGGAGGACAACUUGGGGGCCAGGAAGUGAGGUUACCACAUAUGAAGGUGGAAUCAGUAGAUCAGUAGGAACUACCAGAGGUGCUGGUAGUGGAGGCCUAGUUGGAGCAUCAAGCUUUGGAACCACUUCUGCUGGGAACCAAGCAGGCUCCGAUAAUGCAAUUCCACCAGAACCUGUUGUAGAGGCUACAACAUCCAGAGAAGAUACUGGUACUGCUGGAAUUGGAUUCCAGACAGAAGGAGAAAGUGAAACAACCAGAGUUGGAAUAGCCAAAGGUACUACAGGUAGAGUCUCUGGAAAAACUCUGGAACCUGGAAGUUACAACACAGAGGUCACCACUUCCACGAGAAGAAGUGGGACCACCCAACCAGAACUUCCAGGAGGUAUCACCAUGGUUUUACCUGGAGCCAGCAGCAGUUCACAGAGUUCCAUGUCAGGCAACUCUGUCACCACUCUAGGGAGCCCAGGGUCUGGAAGUGAAACAGGUACUUCAGGAGAAUUCUCUAAGACAACCAUAUCUGGAAGUUCCCACACAGAGGCCACAAGAUUAAUAGGAGGCAGUGGCACACCUGUAACUGGACUCAGACCUGGUAUCACUGGAGAAUUGUCUGGAACAACCAUUGCAUCUGAAAUUUCUAACACCGGUAGUAUUCCAAAUUCCCAGACUUCAUCAUUAUCCUAUUUCUUCCCUCAGGGGCCACAAUUUCCACAGAAGAGACUAGAACUGGAGCUCAAACAGACUGCUCUACCAGGGAGCCAGGUCUCUGAGAGUCAAACAGGUACCAGUGGUGUAGUCUCCAGCCCAGCUAUUACAUCUGGAAGUUCCAGCACUGGUACCAAGGGUAUGGCCUCAGGUACCACUGUUGAACCUGGAAGUUCCAAUAUCGGUAUCACCACGAAAUUAAAUGAUGGAAAGACAGUCCCAGAGGGUUCUAUUUCAGGAGCUACCACUGGAGUAUCAAUAAAUGAAGAAACUGGAAACACAUUAGGUACCACAAGGGUAGCUUCUGGCACUACACUUGAACCUAGGAGUUCAAACACAGGGGGAUCUAGUAGUGAAGUCACUGGCAUUCAAACAGGUACUACUGGAGUGUAUCGUGGUAGUACCAUCUCACCUUGGAGUUCCAACACAGGAGCCACCACUGGCACAUCUGAGAGGCCAAGUCCUGGAAGUGAAAUAGGUACCACUAGUGUAGUCUCUGACACAACAGUUGCAUCUGGAAACUCUAACACAGGGGCCACAACUUCUUUGGGAAGUGGUGAAACCACCCAGGGUAGAAUUAAAAUAGUUACCACGAGGGUGACUACUGGCACAACUAUCGCACCUGGGAAUAUACAGGAGGAAGGAAGUACCACUGGGACAGGCUCUAGGACAUCCUCACCUGGAAGUUUCAAAACAGAAGCCACAACUUUUAAAGAAUAUGUUGGAAACACUGAAGCAGGAAUUUCAUCAGGCAAUAGCCUGGAAUCAGUAGGAGUCACCAAUAGCCAAGAAGUUACCUCCAAGGAAACAUCUGAAACAACCAGUGCUCCUGUAAUUUCUACCACAGGCUCCACCUCAGUGUCAAAUGGAAUCACAACAAGCCCCAAAGUGUCCUACCCAGAAACCACUGUAGUAGCAACAGGAGAUCAAGAAAAUGAAAAUAAAACAGGAUGUCCAGUAUCACUUCCACCGCCUCCAGUUUGUCAUGGUCCACUGGGAGAAAAGAAGUCUCCUGGAGACAUAUGGACUGCCAAUUGCCACAGAUGCACCUGUACAAAUGCAAAGACCGUAGACUGUAAACCCAAGGAGUGUCCUUCUCCACCCACAUGCAAAACUGAAGAGAGGCUUGUAAAGUUCAAAGCUAAUGAUACCUGUUGUGAAAUCGGGUACUGUGAACCAAGAACAUGUUUAUUUAAGAAUAUCGACUAUGCGGUUGGUGCUUCAUUUGGUGACCCCAGCAACCCAUGUGUCUCCUACUUCUGCCACAGCACAGGUUUCGUUGCGGUGGUACAAGACUGCCCAAAGCAGACUUGGUGUGCAGAAGAAGCCAGAGUCUAUGAUUCAAAUAACUGCUGCUAUACAUGUAAAACUAAUUGCAGAUCUUCACCUGUGAAUGUGACUGUUAACUACAAUGGUUGCAAGAAAAAAGUUGAGAUGGCAAGAUGCACAGGGGAAUGCAAAAAGACUCUCAGGUAUGAUUAUAAUAAAUUUCAGUUGAAAAAUUCAUGCCUUUGCUGCCAAGAAGAAAACUACGAGUUCAGAGAAAUUGUUCUUGACUGUCCUGAUGGCAAUACAAUACCUUACAGAUACAGGCACAUCACGACGUGUUCCUGCUUAGACAUGUGCCAACAAUCUAUGACCUCAACAGUCAGUUAA
This is a messenger RNA of Aethalodelphis obliquidens (Pacific white-sided dolphin), 6642 nucleotides long. RefSeq names its product mucin-19-like. Gene Ontology annotation, molecular function: protein binding. The record is from RefSeq and is a predicted model, not a curated record. Lineage: Eukaryota; Metazoa; Chordata; Mammalia; Artiodactyla; Delphinidae. The coding region runs from base 1 to 6642 and encodes 2213 amino acids. The transcript is spliced from 39 exons.